Parnassius apollo (apollo) is the source of this 351-nucleotide messenger RNA. The record is from the annotation of a GenBank genome assembly. Lineage: Eukaryota; Metazoa; Arthropoda; Insecta; Lepidoptera; Papilionidae.
AUGAGCACACCACACGUGAGGACGUUAACCUGGCUAGCUGUCGUCCUGCAGCGAGUGGAAGCGGUUGUCGAGCGCUGCUCGCGGGGUGAGGUCAUGAGCACACUACACGUGAGGAUGUUAACCUGGCUAGGUGUCGUCAUGCAGCGAGUGGAAGCGGUUAUCGAGCGCGAGCGGCUGGCGCCCGCUACUCGCGAGGGAGGUCAUGAGCACACCACACGUGAGGACGUUAACCUGGCUAGCUGUCGUCCUGCAGCGAGUGGAAGCGGUUGUCGACGGCGCUGCUCGCGAGGUGAGGUCAUGAGCACACUACACGUGAGGACGUUAACCUGGCUAGGUGUCGUCUUGCAGUGA